GUGUGACUUUUGGGCUGUAAAGAAUGUCACAGGGCGACUGAUGGUUGGCCUUCGCUGGUGGAACCAGGUGGAUGAUGAUGGCAGAAGUCACUGGGUAUUUGAAGCCAGAAAGGUCUCAGCGCAAGGGAGUAAAACUUCAUCAGAAGCAGAGUCCCGAAUUUUCUGGUUGGGUCUAAUUACCUGUCCUAUGAUCUGGGUGAUAUUUGCUUUCAGCGCUCUCUUUUCUUUCAAAGUGAAGUGGCUGGCAGUGGUUGUGAUGGGAGUGGUGCUUCAGGGAGCCAACCUUUAUGGUUAUAUCAGGUGUAAAGUUGGCAGCAGAAAGAAUUUGACAAGCAUGGCCACCAACUACCUUGGGAAGCAGUUCUUGCGGCAGACCGUGGCUAAAGAGGACCAAACAGCAUCCUGAGCGUGGUGGAAGCCUCAAGCCAGACUGGAUUCAUGGUAGUGGACAACAGAGAUGAGAUUUGGGAGCUACGUACAUGAGGUGUGAAUUAAAAGAAGUAAAUAAAUGUGCAAGACUUCAGGUUACUUCACUCCUAGCAACUUUUAUUCGAUUUUCCGCUAGCAGUUUGUGUUUCGGGCCUUUCUUUAGUUUGAUUAAUUAGGAUUAAUUUGCCUAAACUUUAAAUUAGAAGUUAUCCUAGGUGGCUGCCAUACAGGUUUAUAACUACUGGAUGAAUUAAGAGAAAAUUGCUGGACAUCCUUCUUCAGAAAAACCAUGCACAAGCCGAGCCUUCUUUUAUCCAAGAACUCCCCCAACUCCUCCAGCAGUUGGUGCCUCAAAUAGUUUCAGUUGUGGACUUUGCUGCGUUUUGUUCUCAGAGGUUGUUGCUGUUUCUGUUACGGAUUUUAGGUAGUGCUCUUCUGGCUCCACACCUCUCUCAUUCUCAGGUUUGAAGGUGGUUGCAGUGAAGGACAGCUAAAGCUGCUGUUGACUUAGCGAGAAGAUUAUUGAAGUCUUGUGGAAACUGCAGAAAGUGACUUCUGAGCGGCUCCAGACUUCGUUUUUUUAAAAUCUGCAGCUUUCUUGGAGGUCUCAGAAACAUCUUAAACCCCUGGAUUUGUGGGAAGUCCCUCUUCUACCUGCAGGCCUGUGUAUGGAGAGCGUAGCAAGAGUAAAACCGGGUUAGGAGGAAGGUCACAGGCACAAUUUCAGAGCAAUUCUGAGAGCAGUUGUUGUCUGAGUAAAGCUGUCAAAGCGAUGCCGUCCGGCAGCGUCGGCUGUGUUUGGUGCCAUCGUGUGUUUGGUGCCACGAGUCUUUCUCUGGCCAAGAAGGUGGUGGGUGUUUGAUCUGCAGUUUCCUCACCAGCCCCUUGGCGCAGGAUCGUGGGGAGCAGGACCAGCAGGGGUUUACAUUGGUUGAAUCCAUGCAGGGUGCUGUCCUCAGGCCACGCUCCCCACGGAGCCUGGAGGCUGGAAAAAACCUUGUGUAGGAUGGUGAGUGUUGGCUUAGAUGGCAGAAAGUGAUGUGUUUUGUCUGAAAAGCUCUAUGAAAGGGAUCGGUUCCUUCUUCUCGUGUCAUUCUGUUCAAGGCAGAUGAUGCUUUCGCAGCGGUGGAUGUUGUGAACUUUGGAUGAGGUGUUUUAAUUAAGAAUGUGGCUUCUUUUUUGAAUGAUGGGUAUUGUAAAUCGUGGGAUUGCGUUGACACACUCUCUCUCCCUGGACCGUAGCAAUACUCGGGAGCUGUACAUUUGUUUAACUCUUUGGAUUGAUACUUUUCCUUUUGUAAAUAUGUAUUUAUAAAAUCUUGAAAUUAAAAUAACAUUUUGUUUAACCAGA
Molecule: messenger RNA, 1780 nt
Organism: Calidris pugnax (ruff)
Lineage: Eukaryota; Metazoa; Chordata; Aves; Charadriiformes; Scolopacidae
Product: Golgi apparatus membrane protein TVP23 homolog B-like
Exons: 5
Coding region: 41-406 (121 amino acids)
Biological process (GO): protein secretion; vesicle-mediated transport
Cellular component (GO): Golgi membrane
Source: RefSeq, a predicted model, not a curated record